AUGCGUGGCGAGGAGACGGAUGGAUCAAAAUUCCAGCACCGUCUCGAUCGGCCUCUACUUCCUCCCGUCAGGUUUGGCAUGGACACUCCUCCCAACAGCGCGUUGCACCAGAAACCAGACGAUGGCGAGAUUCCCAUGGGCGCCUCACCAACUCCAAUACCCGGGGCGUCGAAGACGCUUGAUGCUUCUUUUUCGUGCCAGACUUGGUCCGAGUCCUCUGCCGUGCUGGAAAUAUUUGUCAUGACGAGAGAGGCCGUGCUGACCAUGCCGAGAUCUCCCUGA
Drechmeria coniospora is the source of this 282-nucleotide messenger RNA. RefSeq lists its product as uncharacterized. The record is from RefSeq and is a predicted model, not a curated record. Lineage: Eukaryota; Fungi; Ascomycota; Sordariomycetes; Hypocreales; Ophiocordycipitaceae. The transcript has a single exon. The coding region runs from base 1 to 282 and encodes 93 amino acids.